This is a messenger RNA of Danaus plexippus (monarch butterfly), 3457 nucleotides long. RefSeq names its product ubiquitin carboxyl-terminal hydrolase 20 (gene Usp20-33). Bases 241 to 3114 code for a protein of 957 amino acids. The record is from RefSeq and is a predicted model, not a curated record. The transcript has 21 exons. Gene Ontology annotation, biological process: protein deubiquitination. Gene Ontology annotation, molecular function: zinc ion binding; cysteine-type deubiquitinase activity. Lineage: Eukaryota; Metazoa; Arthropoda; Insecta; Lepidoptera; Nymphalidae.
GACUUUUCGCUCGUCACGGAACGUUUUGUGUUAUAGGAAAUUUCUGUAAUUAAUUAAAUUAUCAGCCUCUAUCCGAAAUGUGUUCUUCUAAACUUUGUUAUCUAUAUAAUUCUUCUAUUUCUACAACUAUAUAUCCUUUAUCUAAAGUUUAGAAAUGUUUAUUUACGAUACAACUGUGCUUUAAAUAAUUGGAAUUUGUAUUUACCUAUAUCCUUAGUAACAAAGUCUGUAUUUAUCGCAAUGGACAAAGGUGUGACGUGUGAACAUUUAAAUAAACUUGUGGAUUUCCUUGGAAAAGAGCUAUGGCAGUCGAAAGAGAGUCUGAACUGUUUCGACUGUGGAUGUCCCGGCCCCAAUCUCUGGAUUUGUUUGCAACCUGAUUGUCACCAUAUAGGCUGUUCUGAAGUUAAAAAUGAUCACAGCACAAUACACCAAAAGAACUUUCCAUCUCAUUGUGUUCACAUGAAUGUUACAACUGAGAGGAUAUGGUGUUACUUGUGUGAGAAAGAGGUUCACAUCAGAACAGCCAUCGCAAAGGCAAAGAUGAAGCCAGACUCCACGACUGUGGAGGAGAUGCUGGUGUCACGUACGGGGUCUGUGGGGAUCAGCGUCAACUCGGACGAGGACCUCGACCCUGAUGACAUGGAAUACGAGGACCAGAGACCCAGAGUGGUUGCAGGUCUAGUUGGUCUGCAGAACAUGGGCAACACCUGCUACAUGAAUGCGGCGCUGCAGGCCCUCAGCAACACGCAGCCGCUGACGUCAUACUUCCUGGAGUGUUCCGCAGCUGUGGCCUUGCUGGUGGGCGACAAGAAACCAGGGAUUAGUCGAGCAUACCAAAAAUUAAUUAGAGAAAUGUGGAGUAGGAAAACUAGAGGCUAUGUUGUACCAAAUGGUAUUCUGUAUGGGAUAAGGAAUGUACAUCCGAUGUUCCGUGGGUACCAGCAACAUGAUACACAGGAAUUCCUGCGCUGUUUCAUGGACCAGUUACACGAGGAACUCAAAGAACCGGUGUGGGAUAGCGUGUCUGAUGAUAAACUGGCGUCAGAGGUCGAAGGUGACCAAGAGACGAGGAACAUUCACACAAGAAGACGGGCAGCUUCAUCAGGAGCGAACGAUGCUGCCUAUUUCUCACGGUUAAGGCACUCACCGGCAGCGUCCGGUUACACUGACAGGAAUGACAGCUAUUUAAGGGUACAACCUCAGUCUGAGCACGUCUCCAAACACCGGCGGUCAGCGAGCUUCGCUGGAACACAUCUAGCUUAUAAUAUACAUCAAACUAACGGUCCGACGGAUUCAAGGGACGUGGGUUCCGAGUCGGAGUUGUCCAGCGAGGCGGAGGAGAGGUACGAGACGUGCUCCAGCGGCGCCAGUGAAGCACCCGACGCUCAUGAGAACACUUCCCCAUCCUGGAGUGGUGGUGGAGGUGACGGCGGAGGUGGUGCGAGGUACCGCAGCAUCAUCUCGGACGUGUUCGAUGGGAAGCUGCUGUCGUCAGUACAGUGUCUCAUCUGUGAUAGGGUGUCGACCCGUGUUGAGACAUUCCAGGACCUUUCAUUGCCCAUUCCAUCCCGGGAACACCUCGCCAUGUUACAUCACACACCGCACACCGAUCAGGACUCGUGGCUGUGGUGGUUGUUUUCGUGGUUCCGCUCGUGGCUGUACGGCCCGGCCGUGUCGCUGCAGGACUGCCUGGCGGCUUUCUUCAGCGCGGACGAACUCAAAGGCGACAACAUGUAUAGUUGUUCGAGAUGCAACAAACUCCGUAACGGUGUGAAGAUGUCGGGCGUGAUCAGGCUCCCGGAGGUGCUGUGUGUACAUCUGAAGCGGUUCCGUCACGAGCUCAUGUUCAGUGCCAAAGUGGCGGCGAGAGUGUCGUUUCCGAUCAACGAUUUAAAUAUGGCCCCUUAUUGUCAUAAAGAGUGCACGUCAUCCGUGUCCCGCUACUCUCUCUGUGCUGUUAUAUGUCACGCGGGCACGGCGGGCGGUGGUCACUACACGUGCGUCGCCCGCGUCGACGACAGGUGGUACUCGUUCGACGACGCGGCCGUGACGCCGCUCACCACCCACCACCUAGCAUCCUGCGAGGCCUACGUACUGUUCUACAGAAAAAUAAAUCCCCAAAUGGCAACCCUGAGACAAAAGGCGGCCGAAAUAUUAGAAUCGUCCAACUCGGAACCGAACGACAUUAAGUUUUACAUCUCCAAGCAGUGGAUUAAUAAAUUCAACACGUGGGCGGAGCCUGGGCCCAUAGACAAUAGUGACUUCGUGUGCGUCCACGGCGGGGUUCGUCCUGAGCGGGCGCCUCAUCUGCCAGCCCUGGCUGCCCGUCUCCCGCAACCACUAUGGGACUUCCUCUACCAUCAAUUCGGCGGUGGACCGGCGGUGUCUCACGCCCACGAGUGCGGAGUGUGUGCGCGAGCUCAGCAUAGACUCAGGGCGAGGAGAGCCAGGGAACUCACAGCCUUCGCUGAACUACACGCCAUGUUCCAGGACCAGGAGCGCCCUCUAGCGGUGUUCGCUAUCAGUAUGGCGUGGUUCAGACAGUGGCAGGCGUUCGUCCGGGACAAGGCGAGACAUCCGCCGCCACCCGUCGACAACACGUCCAUCGUUGUUAAACAGGAAAUCGAGGGGAUCGUGUCAUAUGUACUGAAGCCGGGUUCGGAUCACGCGCAGCUCAGCGAGGAGUUGUGGAGGUUCUUCACCGAUAUAUACGGCGGAGGUCCCGAGGUCCGGCUGUCAGCACCGCCGCCGCCGCGGGUCACACGAUCCUCCAGGAACUACUCCGAAUCGGACAGAGAGGAAUACUGCACUAAAUCCUCGUCCGAGGUCAACCUGUGGCUGCAGAAGAAUCGCUCGCUUCAGAACAUCAGCAGGCGGUACAAGGCGGACUCCGACGAGGAGAUAUACAGGAAGUACAAGCGGCAUCCCACCAGCUACGACUCCGACGACGGCAUGGAGAUCAGCCCGACGCACAGCUACAACACUAUCAGGAUGGAGAACGGCCUGUCGGAGCACGCCGCCCCCGACGACCUGAACCUAGACAGCAUAUCACUAAAGAAUACACCAAAAACAUGUAAAGUUAGAAAGACGAAACGCAGGACGGUCAAGUGACCUCCGCCGCCACAUUCCUCUAACCGCUUGCAUUUAAUCGUCACUAAAUAUUAAUAUUUUUCUAUGUCUGUAUACGCCGCGGUCUAAACGGUUGUGUUAGUACAAUUUUAGUUCAAAUUAAUACACAAAUUGCAGACGUCGGUGUGUGUAUUUACAAUGGGCGUGUGUGGGUGAGCGUUUGUGAGGAUGUGUAAUAUAUUCGCGUUUCCGGCGUGAGCGCGUCCAUCGGUCGGCGUCGUGCCGAGGGUUAGGUAUUUAUUUUGUUAUUCCUGGUUCCCAGUCUACAUGUUGUUUGUUAACGGAUUGAUCAGUAAUAAAAUAUAUUUCAACAAUUGACGGUGUA